Molecule: messenger RNA, 585 nt
Organism: Arachis ipaensis
Lineage: Eukaryota; Viridiplantae; Streptophyta; Magnoliopsida; Fabales; Fabaceae
Product: cysteine synthase-like
Biological process (GO): proteolysis
Molecular function (GO): serine-type carboxypeptidase activity
Source: RefSeq, a predicted model, not a curated record
AUGCGAUUGCGACAUCAAGUGUUAUUGAUUGGAUGCUCCUCCAUUGCUUAUGGUGCAUUUGAAGAAAUUGGCCCUUUUAGGAUUAAGCCUGAUGGGAAGUCACUUUACUUGAACCCUUAUAUGCUUGGAACAAAUCUGAAGAUGCAUAUACAUUUCUUGUUAAGUGGUCUGAAAGAUUUCUUCAGUAUAAGCAUAGAGAGUUCUACAUUGCUGGAGAAAGCUAUGCAGAUACAUUAUCAAACCACUGGUCCAGAGAUAUGGAAAGGUUUGGAAGGAAAAGUCGACAUGCUUGUAUGCGGGAUAGGUAGUGGUGGUAUCAUCACUGGUGCAGGAAAAUAUCUGAAAGAGCAGAAUUCUAACUUAAAAUUGAUUAGUGUGAAACCAACUGAAAGUCCAGUGCUCUCAGGAGGAAAACCUGGUCCAUACAAGAUUCAGGGGAUUGGUGCAGGCUUUGUCCCCGGUGUAUUAGAAGUCAAUCUUCUCGAUGAAAUCAUUCAAAUAUUAAGUGAAGAAGCUAUAGAAACUGCAAAGCAACUUAUGCUUAAAGAAGGCCUAUUUAUAAGUUCUCCAAUGUAUGUGUAUUAG